Messenger RNA from Metopolophium dirhodum (rose-grain aphid), 620 nucleotides. RefSeq names its product cytochrome c oxidase assembly protein COX19-like. Gene Ontology annotation, biological process: mitochondrial respiratory chain complex IV assembly. Gene Ontology annotation, cellular component: mitochondrial intermembrane space. Bases 348 to 620 code for a protein of 90 amino acids. The record is from RefSeq and is a predicted model, not a curated record. The transcript has a single exon. NCBI's taxonomy places the organism in Eukaryota, Metazoa, Arthropoda, Insecta, Hemiptera, Aphididae.
CAUUGUAUGAACUAUGAUGUGAAAAGUGAAAAGUUGAAAAAGUAAGAUACCAUUAUCGUAAUUGUUCUUAUCACAGUAUCACAUAAAUUUAUUCAUUCGGUGAACUGUGAUAUAUUACUGAUAGCUGGUGAAAUAUUAACAAUUUUUAAGUGAGAGCAAUAAAUUAAUACUCUAUGGUGUAGCUACUAUAAAAAAAAAAGCUCUACAAUUUAUUUUGUUCUCUAUUCUGUAAUAAAUAAUAAUAAGUUUGUAUAUUACCUAUAAUCAUUAAAGUGUAUUCCAUGGUUAAGAAUUUCAUUGUUCUGUGAAUCCUAUUUGUUCUUGUUGGAUAAUUAUUGCGUAUCCACAUGUCUUCUGCAACUUUUGGCCAAAAAAGUUUUCAACCAACACCUCCUGAAAAGGGUAGUUUCCCAUUAGAUCACCAAGGCCAGUGUAAAAAAACUGCUUACAAAUACAUGUUUUGCUUAAGUGUUAACAGCGGGGACAAUUCGCAGUGUCGUCAAGAGGCCAAAGAUUAUUUGGAUUGCCGUAUGCAAAACGAUUUGAUGGCAAAAGAAGAAUGGACUAAACUUGGAUUGGCUGACAUCAAAAAUACCAAGGACAGUAAUUCAACUCAAUAA